This is a messenger RNA of Pleurotus ostreatus (oyster mushroom), 1215 nucleotides long. RefSeq lists its product as uncharacterized. The record is from RefSeq and is a predicted model, not a curated record. The transcript is spliced from 8 exons. Gene Ontology annotation, biological process: carbohydrate metabolic process. The coding region runs from base 1 to 1215 and encodes 404 amino acids. NCBI's taxonomy places the organism in Eukaryota, Fungi, Basidiomycota, Agaricomycetes, Agaricales, Pleurotaceae.
AUGCCUCGCUUCACCCUCUUCGCUCUAACUUUGACCUGCCUGUCAAUUUCUAGUACGUUGGUCUCAGCACGGCCUUCAUCUUAUGCCGUCUGGGCAGCGGACUCGGCCAUCAAACGCGGUCAAGGCAAUGGACUAGACUCCAGCGGGAAGGCGUCGGUAUCCUAUGAGCACGGGGAAUUGCAAUGGGGGCUACGACUACUUUUCGAAAGGACUGGUAAUCAAACCUAUUACAACUAUAUUCAGAAGGGAGCCGAAAACAUUGUGUUCCCGAAUGGGACGGUCCAUGGAAACUACAAGCUUUCUGAUUUUUCGUUAGACCCUGUCAGGACUGGACCGACCUUCUUAUACCUCUUAAGCAAGACGGGUGAAACGAAAUACAGGACGGCAGCCGAUACUUUCCGCACGCAGCUGAAUGGCCAUCCUCGAACCGCCCAAGGUCAAUUCUGGCACAAACUAAGAUACCCCAACCAAGGUUGGCUUGACGGGAUUUACAUGGGCGAUGUAUUCUACGCGCAAUACACCAAGGAUCUCCAGCCCACUAAUGCUUCAGCAUGGGCCGACAUAAACAACCAAUUCAACCUUAUGUUCCAAAAUACCCUCCAGAAUUCUACGGUACCAAACUCAGCUGGGUUGUUGUAUCACGGCUACGACUUCUCGAAGACGACCGUUUGGGCAUCCGCAGACAGAGGGCAUUCACCUGAAGUGUGGGACCGGGCGCUGGGCUGGUUUAUGAUGGCUCUGGUCGAUGUCCUGGAUAUCAUUGGUCCUACUCCCCCCGCAGCACAGCAGCAGCUUCAAACCUCACUUUUGCAGAUUCUCAGAACGUUAGCGCCUCGGGUCAAGGCCGCUGCUGAUAAGGACAGCGGUGUAUGGUGGUUGGUCAUCUCCCAGCCGGGAAGAUCCGAGAACUACUUUGAAAGCAGCGGCUCAGCAAUGUUUGUUUAUUCGUUACUCAAAGCCGUUCGAAGAGGGUAUGUGUCGGAUUCAGAUGGAAGCAUUGUAGCUGCUAUGAAAAAGGCAUACGAGUACAUGGCCAAUAACUGGGUGGUAGCCAACAGUGAUGGGACGAUGGGAUGGACAAAUACGGUUCAAGUUGGGAGUUUGGACGGUGCAGGGGACUUCAACUAUUAUGUCGGUGUACCAACGGACCUAAACGAUCUCAAAGGUUUGGCGGCAUUCCUCUUAGCAAGUCUAGAGUACGAGACGCUGAGUUAA